Vombatus ursinus (common wombat) is the source of this 1364-nucleotide messenger RNA. RefSeq names its product apolipoprotein E (gene APOE). Gene Ontology annotation, biological process: lipid transport; negative regulation of neuron apoptotic process; cholesterol catabolic process. The transcript has 4 exons. Gene Ontology annotation, molecular function: amyloid-beta binding; very-low-density lipoprotein particle receptor binding; low-density lipoprotein particle receptor binding. The record is from RefSeq and is a predicted model, not a curated record. Lineage: Eukaryota; Metazoa; Chordata; Mammalia; Diprotodontia; Vombatidae. Gene Ontology annotation, cellular component: extracellular region; intermediate-density lipoprotein particle. The coding region runs from base 136 to 1047 and encodes 303 amino acids.
UAAAGCCCUAUAACUGGAAGAGGGCCCCGAGCCCGGGUCCUACUCAACCCAGGGAAGGAUCUCUCUGACCAACAGAGGAAGGCCCAACUGAGCAGCUGGGGCCAAGUAAGACCAGUCACCAGCUGUGCUGUGAAGAUGAAGCUCCUGUGGGUCUUGUGGGCGUUGGCGGCCCUCUUGACUGGCUGCCAGGGGGAAGAUGCCAAGACUUCUUCGGAGGAGCGAUUUACAGAACCGAAGCCCUGCAACUUGGAGCCAGCUCAGGCCUGGGAGAUAGCCAUGGGCCGCUUCCGGGGCUACCUGGACCAGCUGCAAACUCGGGUCGAGGACCUGCAGAGUGAGGUGCAGAGUCUCCAAAUAGUCAAGGACCUGAGGGGUCUCAUGACAGACACUCUGACAGAGCUGAAUGCUUACAAGGCUGAGUUGGACCAGGAGCUGACCCCCAUGACUGAGGAGACCCGGAAACAGCUGGCCAAGGAGCUCACAGCAGCCCAGGCCCGCCUCGGGGCUGACAUGGAGGAUGUGGGGUCCCGCCUUGCCCAGUACCACCGAGAGUUCCACGCGGUGGUCAGCCAUAACGUAGAUGAGGUCAGAAACCGGAUAUCAGCCUACCUGAGGAAGAUGAAGAAGCGCAUUGGGCGUGACUACGAAGAGCUCCAGACCCGCAUGGCCACGUACCAGGCUGGUGCCACAGAGGGUGUGGAGAGAGGGCUCGGCCCGCUGAAGCAUUUGGCCCCCCUGCUGGAACGAGUCCAAGAGCAGAACAAGAAGAGGAUGGCCAACCUGGGCACCCUGGCAGGGGAGCGUCUGCAGAGCCACCUGGAGCAGGUGCGCAGCCGAAUGGAGGAGGUCAAGACCAAAGUGGACGAGCAGUCAGCCCAGCUGCAGGCUCAACUGCAGGGCUUUCACGACCGCCUGAAGGCCUGGUUCCAGCCCCUGACCACUGACCUGCAGCGCCAGUGGACGUCACUGGUGGACAAGAUUCAGGAAGGCGUCAGUCCCAAUGGGAAGCUGGGAGAGACACCCGAUACUCCCUUCAGUGACAACUGAAAGCUCCCUGGAGCUCUCCAUGGGUUCCCCGUAGUUCUCCCUGUCUCCCGCCUGGGAGUCCUCCUGUCAUCAUCCACCAGCGGACCCUCCCCUGCCCCGCCCCCCAACCUCCAGCAGGGGAGGAUGCUCCAAUCCCCCCCUCACUCACACCAAGGCACCUUCCGACCCCCUCACCUCUGCAGGGCAGGCCGGUGCACCCCACGGCUCUGGUCCUCAGUCCCUCUGCUACCCUCGGGAGAUGGGUGGGUGGGGGCCUACAUGUAGUCUAAGCUCAGGCCAACAAUAAAGUGAAAGCUUGCUUGUGCACCAGCAACUGA